Messenger RNA from Aplysia californica (California sea hare), 1481 nucleotides. RefSeq lists its product as uncharacterized. Gene Ontology annotation, molecular function: DNA binding. Gene Ontology annotation, biological process: regulation of transcription by RNA polymerase II. Gene Ontology annotation, cellular component: transcription regulator complex; nucleus. Lineage: Eukaryota; Metazoa; Mollusca; Gastropoda; Aplysiida; Aplysiidae. The record is from RefSeq and is a predicted model, not a curated record.
AGUUGACGCUGCCAAGAAAAGAUGGGCAUACCUGCGUGACUAUUUCCGGAAACAACAUCGGGUUCUGGAAUUAGUCAAAAUAGGGCGUGCCCCUUCCAGGAAAAAAAGAUGGCCCCUUUUUGACUCCAUGUCAUUUCUGCUUCCCUAUUCGAAGCCCAUUAACAUCAACAUUGAUGACGACUUUGACUUUUGUGAUGCAGUUUCGGAAGGAUCAAUAACUACAGAUUGUGAUGACGAAAACGACAACGACGACGAAGAAAGUUUCAAAAGACCAGACACGGGAACUAGAUCUACACACCUUAUGUCGAAAAAACGAAAGGCACCAUCAGCUGAUUUCGAAGGAGAAUGCAUCUCUGUUGAUACCAGUCAGAAACCGCUAGUAGAUGAACAAGAUGAAAACGAACAUUUUCUCAAAAGCAUUCUGCCAAUGAUGAAAACAUUAGAACAGUUAGAAGCAAUGGAAUUUAGACAUGAAGUUCAGGGGCUGCUGAUACAGUACAUUAAAAGGGCACGGUUGCAAUUGCCAUCUGAGCAUACGGCUACUGCUAGUGCCAGCAGUAUCGUUAUAAAACAAGAGUGAAGGUCAGUAUACAACGGUUACCCCUCCCCCCCACCCCCUAAAAAAUCCGCCAAAGAACGACACGAUAAAAAUGGUGAUGUUUGUGGUCUUUUGAACACAAUUUUGACAAUUGUACAAGCGAGAUUUCCCCCAUUAUGAUACCUGAAACUGAGAGGCAGGACAUUCCGUGGUAACGAAGUGCAUUCAAAUCUUAAUUUUUUUUACUCUUGUCCCGAUCGUGUGUGCAUUUUUGGCCUGUGAUCGCCUCUCAGCACUCAACCCGCACGUCGUCAGCCCACAACAGUCUGCCUGCACUGGAAGAAUAAAUUUUCAGUAGAAACAUUAAAAUACGGUUGAAUUAUUUCAAAGUACAUCAUGUACAUGCAAAUCUUGUUCAAAAUGGCGCUUUAAUGUUCUUUGAUUGUCGACUUGCCCGCACAAUGUUUCUUUACAAAUCUGAGUUGGAAUCGAAUAGAUUUAUUGAGUUCCAGGACAUUCCUUUUAACCAGCUGCCCUUUUUUUUUCAAAUGACCAUCUCAUCUUUUGGCCAGAGGUUACUCUUCAAAAUCACUGGAGGAAGAGCAAGUGGAUGCAGCAAUGCACUUCUUGUAACUUUGAUGAACGCGAACAGUCUUUGUUUUACUUUUAAACUUACAUGUAUGUAUUUCAAUGCCCCUACAAAGGCGAAGCACUGCGUGACAUGCCAGUGCAUGGCACACACACACACACACACACACACACACACGUCGUGCACAAUGACUGAAUAGUGCAUAGACAUGAAUCUGUACUUUCCAUGUUUUACAAGUCCCAUGUUUUGAUGAAAAGUUCACAAUUUGAGCUAUUGUUUACCUACCGUCUGGAAUAAAAAUUAUGUUUUGGUGUUGGCACCUCUCAUUUUGUGGCAUGUGCAAAACGGGUAAAU